Messenger RNA from Liolophura sinensis, 4632 nucleotides. RefSeq names its product vang-like protein 2-B. Gene Ontology annotation, cellular component: membrane. The transcript has 3 exons. Gene Ontology annotation, biological process: multicellular organism development. Lineage: Eukaryota; Metazoa; Mollusca; Polyplacophora; Chitonida; Chitonidae. The record is from RefSeq and is a predicted model, not a curated record. Bases 249 to 1937 code for a protein of 562 amino acids.
GGCCACCUGACUAGUCAGUAAGAGACCCACACUGAGGGACUACCUGUGUCAUACCUGGAUGACUAGACUUUUGGCAGCCAUGUUACCUGAACACUUCAUCAUGGACCAUACAUGUUUGGGAAGGUUUACAAAUCCUGUGGUGAAGCAUCGUGUAAGAUACCUGUGCAGCUGGAUUUACCUGGCGAGUGCCAGUGUGUCAGUUUUUAUCGUGCCUAAUUUGUCUGUGACCGCACGCGGCCACAGUCGUAAUGGACGGGACUGAAUCAGUGCGUUCUGGACGGAGUGAACGAUCAGAGCGAUCACAAGCCCCAUCUCACCGCAGUCAUGGCAGCCGUCACCACCACCGUCACAACAACCGCGACAGCGUAGGCCGUCACAGCACGCACAGUGGACACAGCGGGUACCGCAAUCGCAGCAUGGAUCGAGAUCGCCAUCGAGAUCGUGACCGUGACCGUGACGAUCGGUCAGUGACAAUCAAAGCGCCAGGAAACGUCUCUGGGGAUGAGAUGAUCCCCGGUACAGAAGAGGAGAGAAUUGAGGUGCAGAUCCUGCCUCAGGAUGACAACUGGGGCGACAACACCACCGCCAUCACUGGCAACACCAGCGAAACCGCGUUUUCUGUGGAGGACAUGCACAAGUUCCAAAAAGACAUGGAUGUUCGUGUGGGAUUUGAGUGCACACAGUACUUUGGUACGAUCAUGGCUGGCAUUCUCAGUAUGUUUGGAUUUGUUUCUCCCAUUAUCAUGGUAGUGUUACCUAAGCUGGGCAUAGACAACUGGUCUACGGGGGUCUGUCUCCCCGAUUGUGAAGGACUCCUCAUCAGUUUUGCUUUUAAGUUAUUGAUUUUACUUCUCGGAGCUCUGGCUUUGUUUUUCCGGCGACCGAAGUCAACAAUGCCCAGAGUGUUUGUGUUUCGAGCCUUGGUGCUCUUUCUCGUGUUUGUUCUCACAUUUGCCUUCUGGUUGUUCUAUGGUGUCCGCAUUUUUAAGGAGAAAAUGACAGACUACAAAAGUAUUGUAAUGUUUGCUGUGUCAUUGGUGGACGCACUGCUGUUCAUUCACUACCUGGCUGUCAUUUUGCUGGAGAUUCGCCAGCUUCAGCCUCAGUUCACCAUAAAGGUGGUGCGUUCUCCAGACGGAGAGAGUAGGAACUAUAACCUGGGUGUGUUGAGCAUCCAGCGAGCAGCCGUCUGGGUCCUAGAGCAAUACUACCGGGACUUCCAUGUCUAUAACCAAUACCUGGAUAACUUACCCCGCAGCCGCUCCUCCAAGAUGACUGGAUUUAAGUUUUACAAUGUGGAUGGGGUGAACCCGCCUGCCCCAGGGGAGCCACCCCAGGGGCGAUCGCGGGCUGUCUUUGCAGCAGCUGCACGUAGACGAGAUGCUAGUCACAAUGAUAGGUUUUACGAAGAGCAGGAGUAUGAGAGGAGGGUACGGAAACGGAAAGCACGUCUCAUCGUAGCUUCAGAUGAGGCCUUCACUCACAUCAAACGAAUGCAAGAAGAGCAAGGGCCAGCCAUCCCCAUGGACCCAACAGAAGCUGCCCAAGCAGUGUUCCCUUCCAUGGCCAGGGCACUCCAGAAGUACCUGCGGAUUACAAGACAGCAGCCGCGCUACAGCAUGGAUUCUGUUUUACGCCACCUGGCCGUCUGCAUUGCGCAUGACAUGUCACCCAAGUCGUUCGUGGAGCGCUACUUGAACCAGGGUGCUGUGAUCUGGAAUGACAAGGCAUACAAACCUGUGGACAAAUGGGUACUGGUAUGUGAUCAGCUACUCACCCGUGAAAUCGAAAACGAAACUGUGUUCCAACUUCGACAGAAUGACGUUUCCUUAUUAUGUACUGUGCGAAAAAUUCCUCAUUUCAGUUUAACAGAGGAGGUGAUCGAUCCAAAGCACAACAAGUUUGUCUUAAAACUGAACUCGGAGACAUCUGUUUGAUGGGAGAAUUUGCGUAAAUAAAUCAGGAGUAGCCCUUCAUCAGGGUUACAACACGCCCAGGAUGUCGCUCAGUGAGGGAUCUUGGGAUGGGUCAUAAUAUAUCAACAUUGUACAUGUACACUGUUAUAUUCAUCAUAUUUUUCGUACAAAACACUGUCAAGAUCUGCUGAGACUGUAUAUUGUUAGCUGAUGGUUACAGUGUUGGACAGACUAUUUGCCAGUCUGGAUCUCUAUUAUGUAUAUGUUAAAAGCUGUCCACAUGCUAUAAUCACAACUCCAUUACUCUUCCCGUACAAUGGGCAUGCAUUUGAUUUGAUCCAAGAUGUUGCGUUUCUACAGUGUGCUGUUUCAUGAUGAAAGGAACCAAAUAUUUUGGGGAAUUCUGAUCAUGAUGGCUCAGACCUUCAUGUAUGUCAUCGGUAUGCAAGUAUGUCAUGGGUUCUGAGUUGUGACAACAUGCCUAAUGUGCGCAAAGGUAGCUAGUGGAGCGGUACAUGAUUCCGACCCUUCUGGACAUCUAGGGCUCUCUUUGAGGCAUUAUCCAUUGCAACAUCUACAAUGUGUAUAAAAUUCAAAUUGCAUUCUGUAAUACUUUGUGAAUUGCUGAGGGCACACACUGCAUAGUAUUACAGAUUGGAUGGCAGAUGUAAUUAUUUUUGUUACACCAUUGGUACUUCAGGAAGAUGGCAUUGCUCUUGAUGCGAGUGACUAUGUUGUGGAUUAUGUUGUAUAACUUUAACAUGGUGGACAUGUAGGAAGGCUGGUGUAUAGGUGGACUACUGAUAUUGUAACAGUAGACAAUGUCCUCCACUGAGUGGAUAAUAGAAUUUGUCAUCUGUUUUUCUCAAAAGUUACUGGUUGUUAUUGAUGUGCAACUUUGAAAGUCGAAAAGGACCCCCAUCAGUGAAUAACAUAAAACUGCAUGGUUUCUCAUUUGAAAUAAAUGGUGUUGGAGUUGCUUUCUGAAUUUGAUUCUGUGAAGACUGGCAGUGGUCAUGUCUUGUCUGACAUAAUGGUCUUAGCCUGUAGAACGCUUGUGUGGUUGUGGUACAGGAAAGUGUAAAUGACAAUGUUUGUGAGUUACGUUUAUGUAAAGUUGAUCUUAUAAUAAGUAUAUUUUUCAUUAUCAGGAAAUCGUUGUACGUGUAGUAUAAACCAUCUGUCCAGUUUGAAUCAUUUUGCUGUAUAAAGCAUUUAUGUGCCAGUGUACUUCAGUUAAGGUCAUAUCAAAUUAAGUUUUCCAAAGAGUUAGAAAAACAUCCAAACCAUAUGCUUAUAAUAAAAUGAAUAUCAAGUCAUUUGCACUUUGAAGAGACAUAAAGUAGAAAAUAUGAUUUUUUCUGUUUGAACCUUAUUAAUAUGUGUAAUUAAAAACAUGACAAAGUAGCAAAUACGUUCUUUUAAAGUAGUGUAGAAAUUUGACUGCAAUAUAAGGUUGGCCUGUCUGAAUGCCUGUUACUGUGUAGAUGAGUUGCAUGACUGACCUGAUACUCUCCUUGUGUUAUCAGUAUAGAUGUGCGUAUGUUUCAGAGGUACCUGACAGGUUUACUGCUUCUAUUUAAUUAUUGUCAUGAGAAGAAUUUGCACAAUCCCCCCUUUCAUUUUCUGAACUCAUUUUCUGAAAAUAAAUUAUUUCUGCAGAAUAUUUUUCUACAAAUUUCUUCAUUGAAUUACAAAUGUGUGUUGGACUUAUGUUAUAUUAACAGUGUUGGUUUGAUAUACAUGUAGUUUGGCCUGCUAAUUUUGAUAUGUUUGAGCAAAGGGGGAUAACAAUGCAACAAGGGAAAGAACUCAAUCAUGACUAAGUUAUUUUGGACUGAGCUCAAAGUUGAUUUCUGCCUUGGUGGUGCUACUGAUAUUCACUUUACAUGCCUUCUUUUUUUUAUUUCCGAAAUUCUUCCAAGAAAGGUUUUGUGUCAUUUUAUAACCAUAUGUCCUAUCAUAAACAUAAUUUUAGAGGCUGUAUGUGCUUAUGAUUUCAUGCAACUUAUACAUUUCUUUUGCACACAGUGGCUGCAUGAAAACAAAAACAUGUAUGUGGUUUAAUGCUAAUUAUAUUGAAGUGAAUAUUUUUGAUGACAGUUUUCUCUUGCUUAGUUGUUCAUAAGUACCAACUACACACUUGCCAGCAGAGAACACUCAAAUAUAUGCAAAUGUGCUUGUCAUUCUAUCUGGCAGAAUUUUCUCAUGUCCAGGUAUCGUGUGAUUUGUAACAUAAUUGUAUGUGAAGACUUUAUCUGAGGCCAUGUCAAAUCAACAACAUCAGCCUUUACCGCUGAUUCCCAGAUCAUCUCUAUGCAUGCAUGUUCAAUUUCUUUUUAUCUUUAUGAGUAUUUGAUGAAGUAAAUUAUCACAAUCUGUUCACUUUUUGUAUUAGUAGGGACAAAUAUGAUGGUAGCCUGGAAAGUUAGGUGUUCAGUUUGUGACACCUGUUCUUCAGGCUGGCUGGUGCGUUCUUGAUUUUGAUGGUACUCAUUAAUUGUAUUAAUAAUAUUCCGUAUUGUAUUUAACAUUUUAAAAUUUUUAUGCUUUUGUUUGUCAGUUGUUGAGGAAAUCAUGAUGUAAACACAAUGUUUGUACACUGACUCUAGGACAUGAGGUAUGUGGUCUGUAGGGUGUCAGAUAUUGCCCUGUGAGGUGCCACUCUGAGAUCAAAUGUCAGUCAUUUUGUACCAGAUGCAAAUUAAAUCAUUCU